UUGUCGGCAAAACGUUUCUGUGCAGAUCCGAUUUAAAAGUGUUAAAUAGUGAAACUUAUUAAAGAUGCAGCAGGAUGAGAUCGUUUGGAGUGUCAUCAGUCGUCAGUUUUGUUCGUUUCAAGUGAAAACGCAAACGCGAAACUUCUGUCGCAACGAGUACAGUUUGACCGGUCUUUGCUCGCGCAAAGCAUGCCCCAUCGCCAACAGCCAAUAUGCCACGAUUAGGGAAGAAAAAGGCAACGUUUACCUGUACAUGAAGACGGCCGAACGAAAUGCUUUCCCAUCAAAGCACUGGGAGAAGGUUAAGCUUUCCCGUAACUUCGAGAAAGCUGUGUACCAGAUCAACGAAAAUCUCCUGUACUGGGAUCGGUUCGUGCGCCUGAAGUGCAAACAGCGGUUCACCAAAAUAACGCAGUACCUAAUUCGAAUGCGCAAACUUAAACUACGCCGAACAAGCAUGCUGGUACCGUUGUCCUCUAAGGUUGAACGACGGGAAAGGAGACGCGAAGAAAAGGCCCUCAUUGCCGCGCGGAUCGACAAUGCGAUUGAAAAAGAACUCAUGGAGCGUCUGAAGAUGGGCAUGUACGAGGAUAUCUACAACUUUCCACAGACUGCUUUCGAUAAAGCACUCGAUGCCGAAGAGGUGGAAGAAGAAGAAGACAUGGACGAAGAUGCUGAGGACGAACAGGAAGAGGAGGUGGAAAAGGAAAUGGAAGUCAGUGAAGAGUUGCGACGUGAACUUGAUCAACCGGACGAAUUUGUGGAAGGCGAAUCAACCGACGAUGAAGAUGACUUCUCCGAUGCGGAAAGCGAGUCCGGUAUCCGCGAGCAGGUGGAAGUGGACAGUGACUUCGAAUCAUCGGAAGGCUCUGAUAUGGAAGACUACCAGCCAAAGGUUUCCCUCCGGCCUCCGAAAUCGGACGACGAAACCGACGACCUACCUUCGUCUUCGGCCAAACCAAAGGCGACAGCAGACGCGAAAAAGAAAACACGAAAACUUCGCAAACCCAAACUGGAAAUCGAGUACGAAGUGGAAUCCGAGGCACCAGCACGACAAAGAAUUCGCCAAUGAGGUGGGUUGGGUCUUACAUAUGUCCAUUCUUACUUUUAAUUGCCUAUAAA
Anopheles coustani is the source of this 1122-nucleotide messenger RNA. It is a transcript of the gene Rbm13, whose product is annotated as protein MAK16 homolog A. The coding region runs from base 65 to 1072 and encodes 335 amino acids. The record is from RefSeq and is a predicted model, not a curated record. The transcript has a single exon. Gene Ontology annotation, cellular component: preribosome, large subunit precursor; nucleolus. Gene Ontology annotation, biological process: maturation of 5.8S rRNA; maturation of LSU-rRNA. Lineage: Eukaryota; Metazoa; Arthropoda; Insecta; Diptera; Culicidae.